Molecule: messenger RNA, 3928 nt
Organism: Xenopus tropicalis (tropical clawed frog)
Lineage: Eukaryota; Metazoa; Chordata; Amphibia; Anura; Pipidae
Gene: lpin2
Product: lipin 2
Exons: 20
Coding region: 51-2795 (914 amino acids)
Molecular function (GO): phosphatidate phosphatase activity
Source: RefSeq, a predicted model, not a curated record
GCAUAUUUGAGUGAAAGAGAGCAGUGCCUCACUCUGUGAUACCAUGUGAAAUGUUCACAUUGGACAAUCAGGAGUCACAUGCAGAGGAUAUAGUCGAUGAAUACACGCAAGAAGGGACCUCUUACAGCCUGCUGUCCCAAACAAUGAACUAUGUCGGGCAACUAGCUGGGCAUGUCCUGGUUACAGUGAGGGAAUUGUACAAAGGCAUCAACCAGGCUACCCUGUCCGGCUGCAUUGACGUUAUAGUGGUUCGUCAGCGGGAUGGCACCUACCUGUGCUCUCCAUUUCAUGUGCGAUUCGGGAAGCUCGGAGUUCUACGUUCAAAGGAGAAAGUGAUUGAUAUUGAAAUCAAUGGAACCCAAGUAGAUUUGCAUAUGAAACUCGGUGACAAUGGAGAAGCCUUCUUUGUGCAGGAAACAGAAGAAGAAAGUGAACAAGUCCCGGCAUAUCUGGCUACCUCCCCUAUCCCUACAAUUGAUCAGGUGUUCAAGAAUUCCAGUUCUCAUUUGCCAACCUCAUGUGAAGAGGAAAUAAGCACUUUGCUGUCGCACACGUUGGACUUAGAAAAUGUGUGUAUAAGCUCUGUAAAAAAGAAAAAGAGGAGACGAAGGAAAAUGAAACAUGAGAAGAAGGAAGAUGUUCCUGUUGUGUCUGGGAUUGAGGAAAUGAUGGAAAUGGACUUGAGCUCUGAUGGAGAAAACUUGAUUCAGCCCCCACGGUCCUCUUCAAACACAGCCUUAAGGGAGGAGGAAUACAAGGAGUCUUUCUGCCAUAGUUCAGAUCAUUAUGCCCUCUCUGAUGGAGACUGGUCUCCCCUGGACAGCAGCUUUUCCCAAUCCACUGGUCCUAAAAGUGACUCUGAACUGGAGGUGAAGGCUGGAGAGAGCAUCCUUCGAAAUGAGCCUCAGAUGAAGUGGACAUGGGGUGAAUUUCCUGAGUCAACCAAGGUGUCCAAGAAAGAACGAACAGACCAUCUAAGGACUGCUACAAUCACACCUUCUGAGAAUACUCAUUUCAGGGUGAUCAGUUCAGAGGCAUUAGUUGGAGAAGCAGAUGAAGUAUCUAUGGAAGGCUCUGUUUGCACUGUGCUGAAGCCAGAGCCUCGACCUUGUUCUAUAGGUGUCCUUAUGGAUACAGAUCAGCCACCUGAGCCUGUCACUGAAAGUGGCAUAAGCUCCCCAUUUGUACCAGAGGAAAACUUCUCUCAGGACAGUAUACAAAAUUUGCCAGAAUUGAAACCUUCCUUAAAAACAGACUCCCCAUCAAAGAAAAAAGGUGUACGAAAAAGAAGCCAACAUCAGGGGCCAGGUGAUAUAUAUCUAGAUGAUUUAAACAUCUUGGAGCCUGAAGUAGCAGCUCUGUAUUUUCCCAAAAGUGAAUCAGAUCCUGGUUCAAGACAGUGGAUUGAAUGUGACCCUUUGUCUGGCUCUCAGUCUCCUCAGUCAGUGGGAAGUGCUGCUGCAGACAGUGGAACAGAGUGCCUAUCCGAUUCUCCCAUGGAUCUGCCUGAUGUCACACUGUCACUGUGUGGAGGUCUCAGUGAGAAUGGAGAAAUAUCCAAAGAAAAAUUCAAGGAACACGUUAUUACUUACCAACAGUUUUCAGAGAACCCAGGGAUUAUUGACAACCCUAACUUGGUAGUGCGGAUUUAUAAUAGAUACUACAAUUGGGUGUUGGCUGCUCCCAUGAUCCUAAGUUUGCAGGUGUUCCAGAAAAACUUACCAAAGGAUACCAUAGAAACAUGGGUAAAAGAAAAAAUGCCAAAGAAAUCUGCAAGAUGGUGGUUCUGGCGAAAGAAAGAAAAUAUGGUAACGCAGCCUGACUCAAAGGAGGAUAAACUGGGUGCAGAACCAAGCAACGAGCAAACAUCUGAAACAAUGGAGCAGCCCAAUAUAAGGCCGCCAGCUGAUGACAAUUCUUCAAGUGACGAGGAAUCAUUGGAACUGAAACAAAUACAAACAGAAUUUUCAUCUACAGAACAUCAGAGCCAUGGAAGCACCACAGCCUACAAGAAAACACUUCGCCUGUCCUCUGACAAAAUAGAAAAAUUGAAUUUAAGGGAUGGUCCCAAUGAUGUUGUAUUUAGCAUUACAACCCAGUAUCAAGGUACAUGCCGGUGUGAAGCAACCAUCUAUCUGUGGAACUGGAAUGACAAAAUAAUCAUUUCGGACAUUGAUGGGACAAUUACAAAGUCCGAUGCCUUAGGACAGAUUUUACCACAACUUGGAAAAGACUGGACACAUCAAGGCAUUGCAAAACUUUACCACACUAUACACGAGAAUGGAUACAAAUUUCUCUAUUGCUCAGCUCGUGCCAUUGGGAUGGCAGAUAUGACCAGAGGGUAUUUGCACUGGGUGAAUGACAAAGGCACUAUACUUCCUAGAGGACCAUUGCUGCUGUCUCCAAGCAGCCUCUUCUCAGCAUUCCACAGGGAAGUUAUUGAAAAGAAGCCUGAGAAGUUCAAGAUUGAGUGCCUCAAUGACAUUAAAAACUUGUUUGCUCCUAACCGGCAACCAUUUUAUGCUGCUUUCGGAAAUAGACCGAAUGAUGUGUUUGCUUAUAUGAAAGUAGGAGUACCAGACUGCCGAAUAUUUACUGUGAACCCAAAAGGAGAGCUGAUACAGGAGAGAACCAAGGGGAACAAGACAUCGUAUAGCCGAUUAAGUGAGUUGGUGGAACAUGUCUUUCCGUUGCUGGAUAAAGAACAGAACUCUGCUUUCUUGUGCCCUGAUUUCAGUUCUUUCUGUUACUGGAGAGAACCCGUGCCAGAAUUAAACAUGGCUGACUUGACGUAACUUCUUUAAUAAACUGUUGUGGAACUGUUGGGUGCAAUCAUUUCUGCCGACAGUUUCGUACCCGGAGUAUUACUGCUGUGAAUACCAGGCAUUUACGGGAAUGCCUCUUUCAAGCAUUGUUUUACAUUCAGUUUGUAAUUUAUAGCCAGUAAACAUAUUGCAUACUUUUGCUAUAUUCAGGGAAACAUGUAAAAUGUCAUUUUAUUUUAGUAAAAUAUCUUAAUUCAUUGUAAAUGGGUUUUUUUGUGAAUGAUGUGAAACCUAUUUUAAUCUUUCAAAGCAAAUUAAUAACUACCACUGUUUAAUGCAGGGAUGUCACAAUCACCACCUCCUGCUGCUGUCAGCUACUUCAGUCCAUUCUGGGAGUUGUAGUUUGCUCCAGCUGGAGGGUAUCAUGGCUGACAACCUUGGGGGAUAUUUUCUCAUUAUGUUUGCUCAGUUAUGAUCAACCUUUUUCAAGCUGGGGGUGUCUGCUGCGCAUUGCAGGGCAAUAUGUUGCAGAUCUCCCAACUCAUAAAGACUUUUGUAUAUAGUAGGAGAAAAAAAAUAGUACUUCCUGUUCAUUUCUCUUAUGUUUUUUGUUUUCGUUAACUCUCUGUGACAAUGUGCAAAUAUACAAUAUGGUAAUUUAUUUUACAUGCAGUUUUGCAUUUCAAGCUACUCAAACAUGCUUUAUUAUUAUAGAGCACUUUCAUUUUAGGAUCCUGUUUAGUUCACUCUAGACAGAAGUCUAUAAAAUAAUUUUCUUUCCAAACAGUUUGCUUCAUGCCAAGUCUUUUGCUUAUGCCGAUAACCUUGCUUUCACUUUCCAUCCCAUGGUAACAAAUUCCAAUAGAUUUUCUUAUUGUCAUUUUAAACACUGGCCUUUCCCCUGUGUAAGGAAGGUGCUUCCUUAUCAUGUGUGCUAGCUAUCAGAAUCAGCCAGCUAAUAUUCAUUCAGCCAAAGCUUGAUAUUCCUCUGAGCGACACAAUCUCUCUGUCUCUGGUAAGAUAAGAGCCCAAGUAUUACAGGUAUCGUGCAAUGUAUAAAUCCAGCAUUAACUAAAGGUGUUUGUGUUUUAAGAGAUGAAGCAAGUAUUUAUUUGUAGUAUAUAAAACACUCUCCAAAUAAAGUGUUGAAGUAUUUUACCUAA